Molecule: messenger RNA, 615 nt
Organism: Mesorhabditis belari
Lineage: Eukaryota; Metazoa; Nematoda; Chromadorea; Rhabditida; Rhabditidae
Source: the annotation of a GenBank genome assembly
AUGUUCCCAUUGGCUGCAGCCGCAACACCGCCAAAUCCAGUACCUUGUUUACGAAUGGGGCUCCCUGAUGGAAAACUGAUAUUUCCGGGUGGCGGUAUGGUGGCCGAGUUCUUCUAUUCGGCUUUUCUCGGGAUUUGGAAUGGCGGGAUGAAAGACGAUUUUCUGAGCCUCAGAAACAGUUAUCCAGAUUACCAAAUAUGGGUCACCGGUCACUCGUUGGGCGGAGCUAUGGCAGGUUUAUGCGCUGGUUACAUCACUCAAGUGGGCUACGUUCCCCUCACUCAGAUUCGACUCAUCACAUUUGGUGAACCGCGAACCGGUGAUGCAAAAUAUGCCUCGUUGAUCGAUCAGAUUCCUUACGCAUAUCGAGUGGUUCACGAUAAUGAUUGGGUUCCACAUGUUCCACUAGUCCCAAUGGGGUAUGAGCAUCAUGGAACCCAGAUUUUCUAUCCAAACUUGAUGAAACCAGGCGACCCUUAUACGGUAUGCCAAGGGAAUGAGGACAGCAAAUGCUCGAAUUCUGUUCCGGCGGAUCGUUUGAAUGGCGAAGCACAUGGCUGGUAUUAUAAUAUCGAUAUCAAUAAUUAUGAAAGCAGAAACUGUGUUUAUAAUAAU